GCGGGCGGGAGCAUGGUUGCUAUGGAUACGGCGUGAGGACGCGGUCGAGAUCUGAACUGAACCGGGGGAGACUCCGAGCGCCCCAUGGGGCCGAAGCGGCCUAAGAGCGGAGGCAGCUCCCCCGGGGGCGCCGGACCCGCUGCCAAGAGCUGGGAGGCCGGGCUGGUGUCCGCCCGCCUGGAGGAGGAUAAUUGGAAGCCUAGCAUUGCGUUUGUUGUUGGGAACAAAAUUGAGGAUGAAGUCCACACACAAGCCUUGUCUCUUGCUGUGCAGGUGCCACAGCGGAAGCUCUUCAGCGAGGUAUCGUGGGAAGGAAUUUUGGGACAGAUCAUGGAAGUUGGAAGUCAAAAGGGAAAAAAGGUUAAAGAGGUGCCUAUGUAUUAUGAGGUGAUAGAGGCAGCCAAAGCCAUUCUGGAUAGUGGAGAGCAGCUUCCUGUAACGCUGGUUGGAAAACUAUUGAAAUUUCAGCUGCUUUGCAUCAAACAGAAGGACCUGCAGAGAAGAGCCGUUGAAAAGAAGGCAGCAGAAGAGCGAGAGAAGGAGAAAGAAAAAGACAAAGGGAAAGCUAAACCUCCUGGCAAGAAGGAAAAACCACCCAGUGCCAAAUCUGCAGGAAAAGGAGGGAAGGGUAAGAAAGCUGAAGCAGUACCAACAGCAACUACUAUUAAAAAGGACACCACACUAAAGCGACGGGGAGAAGAGGAGGAAGAUGACAAAUAUUUGGAUGAUGAACCAGAUGAUGGUGCCCAAUAUUACUUCAUAAUUUGGGGUUUCCACAACCCUCAGUUACUGCCUGUACUGUCUGAGCUUGGGGUCAGUAUCUCAAAUGUAAUUAAGAUUUCUUCUGAAAAUUACGAGCCAUUGCAGACAUACUUGGGAGCAGCUAAACUGCAAGAAGAAUCAUUACUUACACCUGAAGUUGUAGAAGCUGAAAAAAGGAAGAAAGCUAAAGCCAUCAAAGAUUUGGAAACAUUCUGGAAAUACUUGGAGCCAAUUCUGAACAGUGGAAAACAUGGAUCAACUCUCUUUGAUGUUGCCAGACUUCAUCACAUAGUAAAGGAAAAUACAUUUCCCCCAGACUGGACUAAUAGUGACAUGAUGCUUGCAUUUGGAACUGUGCUAUUUGAAAGCAUUGCUUGUUUGAUGUAUGACUGUCUGGACUGGAAAAGACAACAUCAGCACUACUUGGAAAACACCAACUUUAUUAAUGUCCCUGUAAUAACAAAGAACAGACAGGCACAUCCAGCUUCUCCCAGUAUCCCUUCAAAGAAGAAAGUACAAACAGAAGAAAUUCUAGUACCAGCAAUUCUACCACAGGAGGAAGACGUUUCUUUUCUGCCUCCUUAUGUGGACAUGAGGUAUUACAAUGAUUUGCUACAUCAGAUUCCUGAAGAAUUCAUUUCUGUUCCUUUAGUAAUGAACUGCAUGUUGGAACAGGUCAUUGCAACUGAAGAAGGUCUUACACCACCAAGUCUGGUGGUCCCAGAACUACGAGCAGAUGGGCUGGAUCAUAGCCUUGCAGAGCAUAUAGUCUCAAUCCUUCCCUCUCUUGCCCUCUCUGAGAGUGAAAAAAAGAAUCUCUACAACUCCUUUUUCCCUAAUGACAAUGAAGAAAAGACUGUGGUCCCCAAAUGGCCUCUUCUAUUAAACUAUAAUGAUAUUUUGUCUCAGAGGCUACACCUGCUAAAGGUCCAAGGGGGCUUAAACCCAAAAAAGAUUGAACAGGAUAUGAUGGGCAAGCUGCCAUUGGUGGAACUUCUUCAAUUCCCCCUUCCUCCACCUGGAAACAACACUAAACGCUUGGCCAGAGUUCAUGAGCUCAUGCAUUAUUGCACCAGUGAACUCUUGAGUUGGGCUGAAGUAGAAAGAGCCUUCAAAGUGUUUACUUUUGAAAGUCUGCGGCUGACUGGGGUGGAUGAUUCUGGCCUCCUGGAGGGCUCAGGGUUGUUGCUUGGAGGUGAUUAUGAAGUAUCUUAUAUUCCAUGGGAUAAUCCAGCCAGAUUUGCAAGACAUCUGAGACAACUAUCGAUGGUGGAAAACCUGUUUGAUGAGAAAACUCCCAAUGGCUCAGUGCAUAUAGAAAAGAAUGACAAACGUGGAGGAGACGGUCUGGCUGAUCCUCUUGUAAACAAAGUUAAACAACAGAGGCAUGGGCCGGAGACAGAUUUGGUUGAAAUACAAAAGACUCAGCAGCGGCAUUUGACAGACUGGAGUUUUGCUGAACAUUAUGAACCGCGUCUUCUUCUUCAGGUUUUACACAGUGCAACCCAACAGUACAGGUGUAUUGAUUCCUAUUACCACACCCAAGAUAACUCUCUGCUUAUAGUCCUUCACAAUCCAAUGAAUCAACACCGUCAGUGCAAGGAAUCCUGGGAUAUUGCAAUGCACUCUGAUGUUGGAUUCAGAAACUAUCUGGAGCUGGUGGCCAACUCAAUUGAAGACUGGAUGACAAAGGAAGAAACCAAAUAUCAGGAAGAAAAAAUGGCUAAGGAACUGGAGACCCUUAAACUAGCUAAAGCCAUGACAGAGAGACCUCCUGACAAUAAACCCUGUGCCUCCACUAGCAAAAAAGCUGCAUCUCCUAAGAAAACAAAAAGCAGUACAUCAGGACUGGACGGUAAAGCAGAGGUCACAUCGGAACUUCCAGAAAAAAAUCCUUUUGUCAGAGAAGGCUCCCUCAAGGCUUGGAAGGAAGAGCAUGAUCAACUACUAGAGGAAGAACGACUAAGGGAAGAAAAGAAAGCAGAGAAGAAAGAAAAGUCAGGUGGUAAAAAGAAAGGACAGAGCAAGGAGAUACCAGUGCCUGAUGACAGCAAGGGGUCCAAGACGAAAUCUUCCAAGGAGAAGUCUAAAGAUGAGACAGCAAAAAUCCCUGAACUUGAAGAGCGUAGUACCCCAGCAGCACCCACUGAGAAAGUUUAUAAGUUUCUUGGCUACAAUGUGGGGGAAGAUCUCAUUCAAGUCUCAGGGACCAGUCAAUAUCUUUUCCCCACUGAUGGAGGACAGAUCCAAGCAGAAAAGAUAAAAUUUGAAAAGGGGACAACUUUGGUAAAAAUGAAGGUGGUAAAGGAUCGCCACAGUUUCUUCAUUCAUAUCACAGACCCCAAGAAAAACUUGAUAGAAAGUGAAGGACAAGAAAUGAGCAAUUCCUUGGAAGGGCAGCAGAGUGAGACAGGAAAAUUAAUAAAUCAGAAGAAAGCUGUGAGCAAGUUUGGAUCUUUUUCAGCCACUUUGGAAAAUGGAAUCCAGCUAUCCUUGAGCUACUAUGGAGCUACAGGAAAAGCAGCAGAUGAUACAGACCCUAACUUAGCAACAAUUCUGAAUAUCCCCUCUGUACAUAUUCCAACUGUUGCUCCCACUCCUGUUGCUGCUUCCACUUCUUCAGGAAAAAGCAACAAGUCACUGAAACAAAAAUCAGCAAAAUCUCUGCAGUCUGCCAAAGGGAGCCAUGUCAAGUUAAUCACUCCACCACCGGAAGAGUCUCCAAAGCAAGAAGAGAAAAAGGUAGAAAUAGAACCAUCAACACCUCAAACACAAGCGGUGCCAGAUGUCCCUGUUUUCCAGACUUUGAAUGCCUCCUGCCCCAACGGGCUGGUAUUAACUUUCCUUGGUCAAAAUUCUAUAGAUUUGAAAGCUGAGUCUAAGGAAGCUAAAGCCAAGGCAGAUGAAGCCAACAAAAGUGAAACCAAGGCAGAUGAGGCCAAGGAAGAUGAGGCCAAGGCAGAAAAAGCCAAGCGACCUACUCUGGAAAUCCUAGUUAGGCAGAGUUAUCCCCAAAGGGUGAAGCAUUCCCAUCUGUACAAAGCAGUGAAGAAACCAAUAGAACAGGAAGUGUCUAGAGUCAUUACCAGCCAAGGAACUGUCGUAAAGUACAUGAUUGAUGGAUCCACCCAGGUUCUUUUUCCUGAUGGCAUGGUGAUCAAGAGUCCCCAUUCAGUUCUAACAUCAUCACCUGCAGUUAGUACACAAUCAUCCAUUGUUGAGACUAGCCUACAGAGCCAACCAUUGCCAAAACUGGUGCCUUCUACUGACAUCAGCACCAAAAAAGGAAAGGGUGGCCACAAAGGUAGCACAGCACCAGCAGCCAAAUAUGAAUUGCCUGAAUCUGCUGUUCAGGAACCCCUGCCUACUCUGCUACAACCUGUAGACAACCAGUUAGGCAUCUGGAUAACAACCACCCCUUCAGGCAUUCAAGUGGGCACUAAGGGAGCAAACAGAAUGGAUCUGAAGCCACUGUUAACUUAUCAGGCAACUGACCCAGUUAAUGGAAUGGUUAUGAUAAUGCGAGAAGACAAGGUGCUAAUGGUUCAGAAAAUGGAUGAUACCAAGAUAGUGGAUCAUGCUGAUGGUACUAGAAUUACCACAUUUUAUCAAGAUUAUGAGGAACCUUUUGUAUCUGAGGAUAAGGAAGAAAUAGGUGAAUCUCCCCAAACUAUCAGAAGGAAAGUAAAAUGCAUACGAGUGGAGAAUCCUGACUUUGCUACGGUUAUAACAAAUUGUGAAGACAGCACGUGUUGUACCAUCUUUGGAGAUGGGACAUCUAUUAUAGCAAAGCCACAGGGAACAUAUCAGGUGUUACCUUCCAGUACCGGCUGCCUUUUCAUUGAUGACGAUUGUUCAGCAGUUUAUUCCCAUGAGAUUUUCAAUAAAACUCAGCUUCUCUGCAAGCGUGAGGAGAAACAAGCAGGGAGAUACAUUAUGAAACACACCUCCAAUGUUAUCUGUGAGAUGCUGGAUCCUGAAGGAAAUCUUUUCAAGGUCAUGGCUGAUGGCAGCACAUCUGUGUUCAUUCCCAGCAUUGAUUCUGAUGGUGAGGAGGAUGGAUACUUAGUACCAAUACCAAAAGAUGUUCAUAUUCCUGUCACAUAUGGUGAACAUGCUCCCAGGUUCUUCAUUGUCUAUGCUGAUGGUUCAGGGACUGAACUCCUUCGGAACAGUGACAUAGAAGAAUACCUUGCUUUGGCGUAUGGUGAUCCAGCUACUGCAGUCUUGCAAGAGCCAGUACAAGAAUGUCCAGGUGUUCUAAGUAUUACUGUUCUCCGUCCAUUGACUGAAACGUCUCCCUGGGUAAUGAAGAGAGAAUCAUCCAAUAUUGUUCCUCCGAGCCUCCAGUCCAGGAACUGGGAUACAUUUCCUCCAUUUGAGAGGAAGAUUCCAGGUCCACCAUUUGGCACACAUAUUUGGAAAGGUCUGUGCAUAGGAUCCAAAGAGCUGACUGGCUCUCCAGCGCCUGUACUAAAAUGCCCUAAUGUGCUACAAAUCCGUCAGCUUAUCCAGUAUGAGCCAGUCAGUGAUGAGCUGAGACAGAAGCUGCAGCUGUCCCUCAAGGAAUACAUAGAUUACAUCCUGAAGCAGGAAGAUGAGUUGCAAGAGAUGACCAUUAAAGAACCAAGAACAGAGGAAGAGAAGGGUAAUGCUGCUGACCUCCUCAAACUGGUUAUGUCUUUCCCUAACUUGGAGAAAUCAUCUGAAGAUCUCAACACUAGAGCUCAAAUAGUUGAAUUAUAUGAGCAGGCUGUGGAUUCUCACCCCCAAAAUCCACUAAGGAAGACAGUAUCAAAGCAAACUGAAGAUUACUGGCAGAGUUUCAGCAAGGACAGAUUAACCCAGAUAUCUCACUGGCAGACAAAAAUAGAGCAGUCCAGGCAGGAACUUGAUGAAGGAAGGAAGUGCCUAAUAGGAAUAAGAAACAGAAUAAUUCCACCCUAUUUUGAAUCUGAACUUGGCAAGGAAUUUCUCCUGAAAAAGUUCCCUGAUGUGGAUUCACUUUCUAAAGAACUUCCUCCAUUUCCAAAGAAAGAGAGAGAGAAGCCGUCUGUGGAGACAAUCACAGAAUUUCUUAGGAGUACGUCUGAGCUCACUGCAGAAUCUACAGGUCUGUUUGUCCCAACCAGUGAUUCCCCACUCUCACUGAAUCCUCAGACACACAGUCCUUCAGCACAGACUGAAGUUUCCAACAGAGCAGAAGUGGGAAUGGCUGUGUGCACAUCUGGGAUACCCUUCCGGUCUCACACCCAGAGCUUGCUGGUGGAUGCUGCGGGGCAGCCAAGAAAAGAGAAGGUGAAAUUACCAUUAUCAGUCCAGGGGUGCAAGCCAGAAUCUGUACCCAAUAAAAAGGUAGAAGAUCCUGUUGGGGGAAAAGUCAACACAUCUUCUGUUGCAACAGCAACUAAGCAUCUUUGUGGAUUCCAUCUCAUCCCACCUAAAGUGAUAUUUGGGGUGCUGAAGGAGGGUUAUACUUAUGCCGCCACAGCCACUCUGAAAAAUGUUGGAGUGGAUUUCAUAAGGUUUCGGGUGAAGCAGCCACCUCCCAGCACAGGACUGAGAGUGAUUUACACACCAGGGCCUGUGGCAGCCGGAUUGCAGGCUGAACUGGAGAUCGAGAUUUAUGCCAUGGCAAUUGGAGUGGAAGGUAUUGAGGGCUCUGGAGAAAUUUCCCACCGUAUUGAAAUUUUAACAGAGAGGGAGACGCUGUUCCUGCCUGUGGAGGCAACAGUGUUAACAGGUGAUAUUUAUGAGCGCAGGCCACAGGGUUACCCUGAGGGGGGCCAGGCAGCUACAGUCCGGCUGGUUUCUACAAGUCCCACCCCCAGGUUCAGGAUUAUACUACCCCACAAACUUCCUGGAUAACAUCAGGCCAGGAGGGGGUAACAGCAAAAGCAGCAGCACUGAAAGACAGAUUUUAGUCCAGCAUUAUAGUAUAAAUAUUAUCCCAGUAAAUGUACUGACCAAAUCAAUUCAGACCAACUUGAGUAUUAAAUGAUUGUUUCCUCUCACCAUACUCAGUUUAGGCUCAUUUGUUUCAUGCCUGUAACUUAAUUGUCUGGCCCCUGUCACAUUCUUGACCAGCUUUCUCAUACCUUCAUGAUGGAGGUGUUCAAGGCUGCAGGGAACCUAUUGGCACUCAGGGGGCCGCCUUCACCUCCUGAGAGGGUGAAGUCACUGGCACCGAUCCCAGGCCUCAUAUAUUCUGUGGGCAAGCUGGCAAUGAUGUCCACCAUGAGGCCAUCCCCAUUACAUCAACCCCUGGCACCAGAGGUUUCUGUGAGGAAACCCCUCCGGUGCCCAAGCUGGCACCAAUCCCAGGCACCAAGAGGCUCAGCUCCUCCCUGGUCAUCACAAUCAGAGACCUCAGAGUCAGGAGUCCUCUCGCUCUAGCAGGAGCAGAAAAUCCCGCUCCCACUGCGACAGUCAUCCCUACGUGGCACCCUGGCAGGACCAGUGGCCCUUCUGGACACCCUGGGCCUAUCCUCAAAGCCAGGACUCCAGAUUCGCAUCGGUGCUCUCAAUCUGGGGUGCUCCGACAACAGCGCCGGCUGCUGCACCAUCCUCAGCACCAAAUCUGGCGUCAACCGCAGCUCCAGUCCCUGUGUCUACCACGGCACAGAACUGACCGCGGCACCAUCUGUCCUUGCCCUGCAGGACCCCAGGGGGCUGAGGGCAGUGAUCAGACCCCAAAACCAGCCACUUCUCAUCCUCUUCAUGGCUGGGUGAGGCGGUGGUGGCCACCUCACCCACUCUAGCCUUAGAGGACACUAGGGUCCUUCAGCACUUGCUGAGACAGGUGGCCCAGAACCUAAAUAUCAAAAUGGAGGUGGUGUUGGAGGAAGCUGACCCAAUGGUUGAUAUUCUCUCCCUGCCCGGGCCAUCCCAUAUUGCACUGCUGCUGAUCAAAAUGGUUUAGUGAUGCCACCAAGACACUGUGGGAGACCCUGUCCUCACUGCUGCCUAUUGCGAAAAGAUAUGAGAGGAGGUACUUUGGUCCUUUGCGUGGGUAUGAAUAUUUGUACAUCCACGCCCAGCCGGACUCCCUGGUAGUGGAUGCUGCUAACCAGCAUGAGUGACAGAGCUACCAGGGGCCCUCUCCCAAGAAUGAUGAGGCCAAGAAAGUGGAC
Gopherus evgoodei (Goodes thornscrub tortoise) is the source of this 7895-nucleotide messenger RNA. It is a transcript of the gene SPAG17, whose product is annotated as sperm associated antigen 17. Bases 85 to 6630 code for a protein of 2181 amino acids. The record is from RefSeq and is a predicted model, not a curated record. Gene Ontology annotation, biological process: epithelial cilium movement involved in extracellular fluid movement; axonemal central apparatus assembly. NCBI's taxonomy places the organism in Eukaryota, Metazoa, Chordata, Testudines, Testudinidae. Gene Ontology annotation, cellular component: axonemal central apparatus. The transcript has 48 exons.